CGCAGGUCUCACUUCUCGUCGCCCCGACCUCGCCAUGCGGACCCCGCAAGCGCCCCCUCCUCGCCCGGCCCCACUGCUCCUACUGCUGCUACUGGGGGGAGCCAACUGCCUCUUCCCCGAGGAGCCGCCGCCACUUAGCGUGGCCCCCAGGGACUACCUGAACCACUACCCCGUGUUCGUGGGCAGCGGGCCAGGACGCCUGACCCCCGCAGAGGGUGCCGACGACCUUAACAUCCAGCGAGUCCUGCGGGUCAACAGGACCCUGUUCAUCGGGGACAGGGACAACCUGUACCGGGUGGAGCUGGAGCCCCCCACGACCCCGGAGCUGCGGUACCAGCAGAAACUGACCUGGCCCUCCAACCCCAGUGACAUCAACGUGUGUCGGAUGAAGGGCAAGCAGGAGGGCGAGUGUCGAAAUUUUGUAAAGGUGCUGCUUCUUCGGGACGAAUCCACGCUCUUUGUGUGCGGUUCCAAUGCCUUCAACCCCGUGUGUGCCAACUACAGCAUGGACACACUGCAGCCCCUCGGGGACAACAUUAGCGGCAUGGCCCGUUGCCCAUACGACCCCAAACAUGCCAACGUUGCUCUCUUCUCUGAAGGAAUGCUCUUCACCGCCACAGUUACUGACUUCUUAGCCAUCGAUGCUGUCAUCUACCGCAGCCUGGGGGACCGGCCCACUCUGCGAACUGUGAAACAUGACUCCAAGUGGUUCAAAGAGCCCUACUUUGUCCAUGCGGUGGAGUGGGGCAGCCACAUCUACUUCUUCUUCCGGGAGAUCGCGAUGGAGUUUAACUACCUGGAGAAGGUGGUGGUGUCCCGCGUGGCCCGGGUGUGCAAGAAUGACCUGGGAGGUUCCCCUCGGGUGCUGGAGAAGCAGUGGACGUCCUUCCUGAAGGCGCGGCUCAACUGCUCUGUGCCUGGGGACUCCCACUUCUACUUCAACGUGCUGCAGGCCGUCACGGGUGUGGUCAGCCUGGGGGGCCGGCCUGUGGUCCUGGCUGUUUUCUCCACCCCCAGCAACAGCAUCCCCGGCUCGGCUGUCUGCGCCUUUGACAUGACUCAGGUGGCCGCUGUGUUUGAAGGCCGCUUCCGUGAGCAGAAAUCCCCUGAGUCCAUCUGGACACCCGUGCCGGAGGAUCAGGUGCCACGGCCCCGACCCGGGUGCUGUGCAGCUCCUGGCAUGCGGUACAACGCCUCCAGCGCCUUCCCCGAUGAGAUCCUCAACUUUGUCAAAACCCACCCCCUGAUGGAUGAAGCGGUGCCCUCUCUGGGCCACGCGCCCUGGAUCGUGCGGACUCUAAUGCGGCACCAGCUGACGCGAGUGGCUGUGGACGUGGGCGCUGGCCCCUGGGGCAACCACACCAUUGUCUUCCUGGGCUCCGAGGUGGGCACCGUCCUCAAGUUCCUCAUCUGGCCCAACGCCAGCACCUUGGGCACCACUGGGCCCAGUGUCUUCCUGGAGGAGUUUGAGACCUACCGGCCAGACAGGUGUGGACGGUUGGGCGGCGGCGAGGCAGGGCAGCGGCUCUUGAGCCUGGAGCUGGACACAGCCUCAGGUGGCCUGCUGGCAGCCUUCCCCCGCUGUGUGGUCCGCGUGCCCGUGGCCCGCUGCCAGCAGCACUCAGGGUGCAUGAAGUGAG
Molecule: messenger RNA, 1640 nt
Organism: Neomonachus schauinslandi (Hawaiian monk seal)
Lineage: Eukaryota; Metazoa; Chordata; Mammalia; Carnivora; Phocidae
Gene: SEMA6B
Product: semaphorin 6B
Exons: 13
Coding region: 35-1639 (534 amino acids)
Biological process (GO): positive regulation of cell migration; negative chemotaxis; neural crest cell migration
Molecular function (GO): semaphorin receptor binding; chemorepellent activity
Source: RefSeq, a predicted model, not a curated record